This is a messenger RNA of Oryza brachyantha (malo sina), 1530 nucleotides long. RefSeq lists its product as uncharacterized. Bases 176 to 1297 code for a protein of 373 amino acids. The transcript is spliced from 10 exons. Gene Ontology annotation, cellular component: cytoplasm. The record is from RefSeq and is a predicted model, not a curated record. NCBI's taxonomy places the organism in Eukaryota, Viridiplantae, Streptophyta, Magnoliopsida, Poales, Poaceae.
UGUCACUCUUCCUCUUCGUCUUCCUCCUCGUGCGUCGUGGCCAGCCAAACGAAACUCGCGCGCGCCUCCCUCCCCGCCCACCACUCGCCUCGCCGUCGCAGCCCAAGAACCGCCGCGAGCUGGGCGCUGCAGCAUCCAAGUCCAGGGCGGCGGCUUCCCUUUGCUUUGGCCCGCCAUGAUGGCCAUGCAGGUGGUCUCGGCCGGUGGCUGCUUGCUGCCCCUCCGCCUCCUCCCCAGCCGACGAGCCGCGGCGGCACGGCCUCCCCGCGCGUCCGGCGCGUCGGCGGCCGCCGUGGAGGAGGACGGCAAGGUGACGCUGGGCGGGUCCGGCGUGCCGGUGACCAAGCUCGGCAUCGGCGCCUGGUCCUGGGGCGACACCACCUACUGGAACGAGUUCCAGUGGGACGAUAGGAAACUGAAGGCUGCUAAAGGAGCAUUUGAUGCAAGUAUCGAUUGUGGAAUAACCUUCUUUGAUACUGCAGAAGUAUAUGGUGCAGGGAUAUCAGGAGCCAUAAAUUCAGAAAGUUUACUAGGAAGAUUCAUCAAGGAGAGGCAACAGAAAGAAGAGGUCAAAGUGGCUAUCGCGACAAAGUUUGCGGCUCUUCCGUGGAGGCUUGGGCGAGGAAGUGUUAUUUCUGCACUGAAGGACUCAUUGUCCCGCCUUGGCGUCUCCUCAGUUGAGCUCUACCAACUUCAUUGGCCAGGGAUAUGGGGCAAUGAAGGUUACCUUGAUGGUCUUGGAGAUGCUUAUGAGCAAGGACUUGUAAAGGCUGUUGGAGUCUCAAACUACAGCGAGAAACGUCUCCGGGUUGCUUAUGAGCGGCUCAAGAAGAGGGGAAUUCCACUCGCGUCAAACCAAGUAAACUACAGUUUGAUAUACAGGAACCCUGAAGAAAAUGGGGUGAAAGCAGCUUGUGAUGAGCUUGGUAUUACUUUGAUCGCAUAUUCCCCGAUUGCCCAAGGUAUUCUUACAGGAAAAUACACUCCAGAUAAUCCCCCAACUGGACCCCGGGGGCGGAUAUACACUCCUGAGUUCCUUACCAAGCUCCAACCACUUAUUAACAGGAUUAAAGAGAUCGGAGCAAGUUAUGAGAAGACCCCAACACAGGUGGUCCUGAACUGGCUGAUCUGCCAAGGCAGCAACGUGGUGCCGAUCCCCGGAGCGAAGAACGCCGAGCAGGCCAUGGAGUUCGCCGGCGCGCUCGGGUGGAGCCUGACGGAUCAGGAGGUGGAAGAAAUGCGCUCCAUGGCCCGCGAGAUCAAGCCGGUCAUCGGGUUCCCGGUCGAGAAGCUGUAAUUUCUAGUCAGAAUUUUUUUUUUCACUUUGGGUAUCUGAUAGUAACACCAUCAUAUACACACAAUAAUAUAACCAUAGUUUAGCUUAGGCACCGUGUAUACACAGAGAUUAUUGUGCUGUCUUGAUGUUUUUUGGGGACAGUGAUUAAUUGGGUUAUCCUCGAGAAACCAAAGAUUUUGUUCUAUUUUCUCUAGAAGAAGAUAAAACCUGUGGCAUUUUCGUAAGUUAAAAAA